UGAAUGAUAAGUUUCAUCUUAAAGAGGUCUAAAGAUCAUCGAAUCCCGAGCAAUAUGUACGCAAGCCAGCCUUUUGCUUAAUUAGAUAAUUUAUUUCUUGAAUUUGUUUCAUACGCGAAACAUGUAACGUACAGGCGUAAGCGUGGUGGGAGUGUGGAAUUUUCGUUCUUAAAAUUAGUGGUCGUGCAUAAUUGAACGUUAUCAGUUUGUCUAGUUAGUCACAGCAGAAUGAUCUCUACCAAGAUCAUCUUCGUAUCGUGUUGGUCCUUGCUAUUAGUUUUUAGUAGUGUUUACGCGAUAUAUGACCCGAAUGAUGGCGUUAAAACGAAAACCUUCCGACGAGGACAAGGACCUUCAGAGCCAAUUGUUAUGCAUCAUCAAUACAGUCAAGUAUCUUCAAAUAGACCCCAAGAGAGUGGAUACUCUCAAUCACAAUUUGACGCCCGACAAGGACGCACCAGCUAUACAAAUGAGGCUGAAAAUUAUGUUGCGCAAUAUGGCUCCGAAUGCCCCCCCAAUGCAACCGGCCAGUACCCGUAUAUAUUGAAUUGUCGACAGUUUCUCAAUUGCUGGAAAGGCCGAGGUUAUAUUCAAAGUUGUGCCCCUGGAACCGUUUUUAAUCCAGAUACGCGUGAAUGUGAUAACCCCGAGAAAGUGAUUUGUUUGAAUUAUCGAAGUGAAUCGAAUCCGAAUAAUCAUUUCGCGAGAUUACAACAAGUGCAAACGAAAAGUUACAGUGAUUCGCCUUCGCCCACUAGCAGCCAUCCCCCGAGAAAUAUUGGUGAUGAUGUUCAGUGCGCCCCAGGAAGUAGUGGAGUGCAGCCACAUCCAUUUGAUUGUGCAAAGUUUCUCAAUUGUGCUAAUGGCAUUACCUACAUACAAGUGUGUGGUCCGGGAACAGUGUUCAAUUCGGUUUCGUUAGUAUGUGAUUUCCCUUACAAUGUCGACUGUUCGAGUAGAAGUGGUGGAUCCACAGGAUCUCAGGGAGCAGACUCAACCAACGAUUAUGGCCAACAACAUCACACUCAAGGUCAUUACGGUGGUGGUUUCCACAACCAUAGACAUCAUAGUUGGCCCAGUUCUAGUCAAGGGACUACAAGUUCGACAGAUAAUAUCAAUGGAAGAGAUAGUACUUUUGCUGGCCUUUCACCAGGCUAUGGUAGUAGCGCUACAACUCCAUCUACCUCAAAGCAUCAAUAUGAUCAAUCAGGUUCUGGUUCAUCAAGUUUUUCACAUGAUCAAAUCGCACAAGCAAGCCAAUCCCGAAAUUACGAUCAAGAGAGCAGUAGAACGUAUCACCAAACACAAAACUAUCCGCAUCGGCAUCAUUAUCAUCAUCAUCGACCAGGCGGUUAUCGCCGUCACUUUCAAUCACAAUCUGGACAACAAGGAUUAGAAUAUUCAACUACUUCACAAGGUAAUCGAAAUCCAAAGUUAGAUUGGGAUCAAUCCACUAAUGUCGAUGAACAAGAAAAUCAGCAAGCAUGGCAAAGACCCUCACUAAAUGCAUCACCAUCAAACCCUUCGUUCACUAUUGAUCAGGCAAAAGUCCAUGAAAUGACACCGCCUGGUUCGAGCGGAAUAUUUGGGAAUAACAAAACAACGAUUUAUUACGCCCAGCCUGUUGGAACGUUUGAUAUCAGUGAUACUGACGACCUUCAACAGAAAGAAGUUCCAUCACCAUUUCUUGAACCUCCCAAAAGACCUUCUAAACCAUCGCGCGGGCAGCAGGAUUCAGCCUCGGGCAGAACCACAAUCUACUAUGCUCAACCAAUGGGAACAUACGAUCUGAAUAAUUUUAACAUGACCAAUGGUCAUUCAUCUGGUACACCAGUUUGGAAACCCAUGCGGCCAUCGACUGUCAAUAAAACCAUCGUGUACGCGACUCCCGUCGGAGAUUUUCAUCAUGAUCAGAACUUCGAUUCAGAAAUCGAUGAAGGACAGAAAUCAGUGCCCUUGAAUGAACAUUUUUCUUCGCAAUCUCACGUUCCUCUAGGGUUUCCCAGCCCACCUAGCACACAUCAAAAUAACUCAUGGUCCAGCUCAACGGGUGGACAAUUCAUCCCAUCGUCUUAUCAUCAACAUAGUGUUGUUCAAUCUACUAAUGAUAGAGCGGUUUAUGAUGAAUCAAAUUUAUAUGGCGGUCUGCAACCACCUCACGCACCAACUCAGCCAAGCAAGCCUACCCACCUAUAUUCUACACCUCCAAAUCGUCUCGAACCACCCUCCCCGGAAAUGGUUCCACCUACCGUUCCUUUAGUACCGGUUCCAUUUGGUGAUCUUUUGCCACCUAUGCUUGAUCCCCAGACUACUAAUCUUCCUAUUAGACCUCCUCACAAUCCUGUUUUAAAUCCUCCCCCGGAACCCACUAAGCCACUGAUAACAAACCAUACAAGGCAAGACAGGGUUUAUCAAAUGUAUCCUCCUAUUUCGAGUGAUGUAAACCCCAGAGUAAAUAUCACUUCAUCAACAUUAUAUAGUCCCUCAUAUUCAAGUGUCACUCAUACGAAAUCGUCUUCCGGAAAUAAAGAUACAAAGUUAGUAGAUGAAGAGGAAGCAUACAGGAAGGUUAUACCAAUUUAUACUAGACCCACCAGUCAAACUACUGGAUCAACCAGAUCUUCCACUAAUUUACCACCAGCAUACAAUCAUCAAUACUAUAAUCCUCCUCAAGCUCAAAUUACUGAUUCAGGUCAUUUAAAACCUCUCGGUCAUGGAAAUCAAGAAGGAGAACCCAAGGAGCUUCCGAUCAGUGAGGCCUUAAAAAUGUUAUUGCGACCAUAUUUCAAUCGUAGUGGAACCGUGACGGAUGAUGUUGCCGACAACAUGAAUGAGCACAUCAUGAAGCUUUCCAGUGCAAGCUCACCCAAAGAAAUGCCCAAACAACCAACGAGAAAACUACAGACCGAUUCUGAGGCUGAAAUUAUAUUUUCAGGUGAACAGGCGAAUUUAAAUGAGGGUACCCAACACCACUAUUAUGAUAGCUUUGAGAAUUCUGGUGAAAAUACAACUGAGCAGACAACUUAUCAGGGCGGGGCCCGAUAUCGCCAUCAUCAUCAUUUCCAUCAUCACAGACACCACCCUGGUUGUAAUCAUACCCACCACCAACACCAACACCACCAUCAUCAUCAUCGCCAUAGUUGGAAUCACCAUAACCAUACAUUCCAUCAUAGUCGCGAAUUCCAUCGUAACCAUCCCGAAAUUCACAACCCUUUUGCUACUAACGACCUAGGCGAAUCAGAAACUCCUGAUAAAAGGGAAGGUCACAUUGACACGCGAAUCAAUAAUCGUGAUGAUUCCGCCGGAGGUACAUAUCCUGAAUUGGAUGCAGAUAAGCCUGCAUGCCAGUUCGAUUGCAAGAAUGGGAAGUGCAUCAGUGAAUAUCAGGUUUGUGAUGGUGUCAAUAAUUGUGGCAAUAGACUUGAUGAGAAGCAAUGCGAUCAUAUUGGAUAUGAAGUCCGGUUAUCCAGUGACGAGGGGAAAGCAAAUAUGGGACGAGUGGAAGUCAAAGCUAAUGGGAAAUGGGGCUAUGUGUGUGACGACAAAUUUGGAAUGCGUGCUGCUGAUGUCCUUUGUAAGGAGCUAGGAUUUUCGCUGGGUGCAAGUGAAGUGCGGGGAAAUUCAUACUAUCCAGCUCACAAAGAAAUGUACGAUGAGUUGGGUGUUCGGUACUUGAUGGAUGAAGUCGAUUGCCUUGGCAACGAAACGUCUAUCCGAGAAUGUAACUUCAAGGGAUGGGGUGUUCAUGAUUGCUCACCCGAGGAGGUUGUAGGUGUCGUCUGUAAAAUUCCCGUCAUGACAUGUCCGGCGAAUUACUGGUUAUGCAAAACAUCGCAAGAAUGUGUAGCAAUUGGUUUCCUAUGCGACAGUGUCCCUGAUUGUCAAGAUGGGUCAGAUGAAAGCGAUGACAUAUGCAAUGAAGCAAUCCAGUAUCGUCUUGAAAAUGGACCUAAUGAAAUGGAAGGACGCGUAGAAGUUAAAUAUCGUGAUUCCUGGGGCACAAUAUGCGAUGAUGACUUCGGGAAUAAAGAAGCCCAAGUUGUAUGCAGAACCUUAGGUUUCCUAGGAGAGGCAACUGUUUUGAAAAAUACUUACGGUUCUGGCAUAGGACCCAUAUGGCUGGAUCAGGUAUCUUGUAUUGGAAACGAGAGCUCCUUGGAGCAAUGCGCUCACUGGGCUUGGGGUGAACACAAUUGUGAUCACAAAGAGGACGUGAGUGUUCGCUGCUCAGAUAGGCCUGCCAAUCCUAAUGCUGAACCGACUACGACAACAACGGCAUAUCCAGAACAAGAACAAGUUCCAGAAGAUGAUAUUGAUCUUUAUUUAUACAAAGUUCAAAGAUCAUCCAAAGCCUUGAAUCAAAAUAAACGAUGCGGCCAAAUCAAUGAACACGCUCUUGACGAAUUUAAUACAAACGAUGAGUUUGCAAGAGUAGUUAAUGGAACUAAAGCGGUAAGAGGCCACCACCCCUGGCAAGCGAGCCUACGUGCUAAAGGUCGCAAUGGCAUGUCCACACAUUGGUGCGGAGCUAUCCUUAUUACUCAGAUGCAUGUCCUAACAGCCGCGCAUUGCUUAAUAGGCUAUCAAAAGGAAGGGCUGUUUGUUCGAAUGGGCGAUCAUUAUUCAAAGAUCGCCGAGCCAUCGGAAAUUGAUAGCUUCAUUCAGAACUGGUAUGUGCAUGAGGAAUUCCGAAAAGGCCAUCAUAUGAAUAACGACAUUGGGCUGAUAGUGCUCAAGUCUCCAGUGAUUUUCAACGACUACAUUCAACCUAUAUGCCUUCCAUCAAAAGAGUCCAAAUACGAGGAAGGGAUGAAAUGUACAAUAUCAGGAUGGGGAUCAAUCAAGUCAGGCAUUUCAAAUCCAGCUCCGUCGAAUAAUUUGAAAGCUGCGCAUGUUCCAAUAAUAUCACAAGAUGUCUGCAAAGAACCCUACGUUUACGGGAACGCUAUAACUGAUGGUAUGUUUUGUGCGGGCUAUUUGGAUGAAGGUGUUGAUGCAUGUGAUGGAGAUUCAGGCGGUCCACUUGCAUGUACUACCCCUGAUGGAGAGACACUAUUCGGCAUUAUUUCCUGGGGGCAACAUUGCGGUCAGGCCAACAAGCCUGGAGUUUACGUCAAAGUGGCUCAUUAUUUGGACUGGAUUAUGGACAAAAUUACUUUCUCUCUGAAAUCGAAGAAAAACUAGCACGUUUCUGAGGAUGUUAUUCAAACAAAAUGAGACUGCGGUUAAAUACUCAAUUCCAUGAAUCAACAGGCAAUAGAUUCUACACAAUUAGAUUCAUACUUAGAACUUAGUUUUAACUAGAAAUGUUAAAUAUGUAGGUUAAGUGAUUCGACUUUGUAGGGACUGUAAGUAAUAAAAUAUUCUGAGUCA
Messenger RNA from Hermetia illucens (black soldier fly), 5373 nucleotides. RefSeq lists its product as uncharacterized. The transcript is spliced from 8 exons. Gene Ontology annotation, cellular component: membrane; extracellular region. The coding region runs from base 229 to 5184 and encodes 1651 amino acids. The record is from RefSeq and is a predicted model, not a curated record. Gene Ontology annotation, molecular function: serine-type endopeptidase activity; protein binding; chitin binding. Gene Ontology annotation, biological process: proteolysis. NCBI's taxonomy places the organism in Eukaryota, Metazoa, Arthropoda, Insecta, Diptera, Stratiomyidae.